AUGAUCAAGGGAAGAAAUGUCGACAAAGAUGAAGUUAAUGAAAAGAGGAAGAGUGCAGGAUUAUCAAAAGCCAAUAAGAAGAGUAGAAUCUCAAAGUCUAAAGACAUGAAAUCUAGGGAUAAUGAGGUGAAGUGGUGUGACAAGUGUAGAAGGAAACACUUUGGAGGAUGCAUUGAAGAAGUGACGUGCUUCAAGUGUUGGAAGAUUGAUCACAAUACUAAUGAAUGCACAACCAAGAAGGAAGUAUGCUUUAAGUGUGCUGAAGAAGGACAUUUCAAGAGAGAAUGCCCAAAGAAAAAAGGAGUUGUAAAGCCAAAUGUGUAG
This is a messenger RNA of Lactuca sativa (garden lettuce), 324 nucleotides long. Lineage: Eukaryota; Viridiplantae; Streptophyta; Magnoliopsida; Asterales; Asteraceae. The record is from RefSeq and is a predicted model, not a curated record.